Arvicanthis niloticus (Nile rat) is the source of this 835-nucleotide messenger RNA. It is a transcript of the gene Frat2, whose product is annotated as FRAT regulator of Wnt signaling pathway 2. Gene Ontology annotation, cellular component: cytoplasm. Lineage: Eukaryota; Metazoa; Chordata; Mammalia; Rodentia; Muridae. The record is from RefSeq and is a predicted model, not a curated record.
CCGCGGCCAACCGAGCCCACAGCGACGCCCGCACAGCCGCGGGGGCCCGGGCGGGGGGCCAUGCCGUGCCGGAGGGAGGAGGAGGAGGAAGCCGGCGACGAGGCGGAGGGGGAGGAGGACGACGACAGCUUCCUCCUGCUGCAGCAGUCGGUGACUCUGGGCGGCUCGGCGGACGUGGACCGGCUCAUCGCCCAGAUCGGCGAGACGCUGCAGCUGGACACGGCGCACGACGGCCCGGCCUCGCCGUGUGGCGCCCCGGGCCCCCCGCCCGCGCCCCCGCGGGUCCUGGCGGCGCUGCCGGCAGACAAGGCCGGGACCCCAGCGAGACGGCUGCUGCGGCCGGCGGGGUCAGCGGAGGCCGAGGACCCUGCGCCCCCGGGGGCCGUGCGCUGCGUGCUGGGGGAGCGCGGGCGCGUGCGGGGCCGGGCUGCGCCCUACUGCGUGGCGGAGAUCGCCCCGGGCGCCAGCGCGCUUCCCGGGCCGGGGCGGCGAGGGUGGCUUCCAGGCGCUGUGGCUUCUCGGCGAAUCCAGCAGCGGCGGUGGACCGCAGGCGGAGCGCGCGCGGCCGACGACGACUCACACCGGCUCCUACAGCAGCUCGUACUCUCGGGAAACCUCAUCAAGGAGGCAGUGCGCAGGCUUCAGCGAGCGGUCGCCGCGGUUACGACCACGAACCCCGCGAGCGCGCCGGGGUCCGGGGGUGGCCGAAGCGGCCCGGACUCAGUCACCCUGCAGCCCUCGGGCUCCUGGCUCUGACCCGGGGGGAGAAAGAGGACGCGGCCAUGCGGAUCCAACAAUGUCUUGCCGGGGACAGUGCGGAGCUGAAGCUGUCGUC